AUUUUUCCAGUGAACCCAAUCCAAUAUAUAUGCACGUAUCCUGCAGAGUGCAACCCCAGCUGGGAAAUUCUCAUGCCAAGAAGGCCGCGCCUCGGCAUCCCGGAAGCUCGGAACGGCGGGGCAAUCGGGUAUAUCUUCAACCGGAUCAUCACCACCAGGGAAACCUCAGUUUGCGCUGCUGCCUGUCUGUCCCCUCUUCAGAUUAGAUCCCUCAAAGACCCUUCGACAGACGGAAUCGCUCCUUCUGCAUAUACUCCAGCUAUCGAAUUAUUGUACGGCCCUCAUUGCCCCUCUCAAUCGUGUGCUGCAGUCCCUAACACUCCGCCGCCACAGCCUCGCUACGUCAGAACUCAACCCCGCAGCCACCACCACCACCACCACCACCAUGCCUCCCCCGCCUCCUCAGCUCCCCGAACACCAGACCCUGGUCUACUUCACCGUCGACGGCCACGAUGUGAAGAUGGACUACUACCUCCCGCCCAAUGCCAGCGGAAAUCUGCCCGCCAUCAUCUACUACCACGGUGGCGGGAUGACCGCGGGGUCGCGGCGGGGUAUGGGCUUCCCGCGCUGGCUGUACAACCACUGCCAACAAAAGAACUACAUCUUUAUCGCGGCGGACUACCGCCUCUGCCACCCAACCACAGCACUCGACCAAAUCGAAGACGCGAAAGCACUCUUCAGAUACCUGUCCAACGACUUCCAGACCAUCCUCCCCGAAACCACCACCCUCGACACGACCCGCAUCGCCGUGACGGGCUUCUCAGCAGGCGGCUACUCCGCACGCGCCGCCUGCGUGUACGCCUCCCCCAAGCCGGCCGCAAUGCUAACCGGCUUCGGCAGCGCCGGCGACUGGCUCCUCGACCACUGGACGCGGGGACGCCCCCCCACCUCCAUCGCAGGCCGAGUCAACCUCGACGACAUUCCCCGCCUCUUGGCCGACAAAACCGUCGUGAGCGACGACAUGCCCGCGCCGGGGGGGAUGAUGAGCAACCGGUUCGCGCUGACGGUGCGGUGGGAGCUCGACGGGACGUUCCUGGAUGGCUGUCUGGGUCGGCCUGGGCUCGGGGCGGAGCUGGAUAAGGUGGAGUAUGCGCAGCGGGCGGACAAAUUGCCCGAGGACCUGAAGCCCGGGUUCUUGCAGCUGUUUGUCGAUGAGAAGUACCCGCCUUCGGUGUUUGUCCACGGGACGGCGGAUGAGGUGGUGCCCGAUCAGGAGAGCAAGAAUCACCACGAGCAGUUGAAGGCCCUGGGAGUCAAGACGGAGUUGUUGUUGGUUCCCGGCGGGAAUCACGGUCUGGUCGACUUCAGUGCGGGCUUUCCACCCAAGCCGUUCCCGGGCUCCGUGGAGGCGUAUGCGAGGGGUUUGGAGUUUAUUGAGGAGGCUUUUGCGGCGGUUUAGAGGAGGGGGUGGAUGGGCUUAUUUUUUCGAGCCAUUUGCACUGGAAUACAAACAUAGAUAGAUAUAUGAGAGUAAACAGUUAGAUCCGAGAAACUCGUCAUGACAACAAUAACAGAGACUCGUUUGUAGGCCAUUCUGUCCUCUCCAUACCAGUUGCACGGGAG
This is a messenger RNA of Aspergillus heteromorphus CBS 117.55, 1563 nucleotides long. Its product is annotated as alpha/beta hydrolase. Bases 386 to 1399 code for a protein of 337 amino acids. The record is from RefSeq and is a predicted model, not a curated record. The transcript is spliced from 2 exons. Lineage: Eukaryota; Fungi; Ascomycota; Eurotiomycetes; Eurotiales; Aspergillaceae.